AUGAGCAAGGAGGUGGUCCAAGCUACGAAGCAGCGCGGCGUCGCCCUGGAAUUUGCUUCAGAGGAGCUGCCGCAGAAAACCACAGGUGUGAGCCAGAAGCAGCGUAGUCUCGACAAAUCUCUACGCCAUUCUGUAUCGGAUCAUCAAUUCCCCCCAAAAAAGCGGCCUUCAGCAGUCGACUUUACUCCGCCCAGAAUGAAUCCCUACCACAACAUGCAGCUCCAAGACACCGAAUUAAUAGCCGUGUCAAGACGAGCAGUUGCCGCCACGAUGCUGGGCACUUUGGAGGCCAGUGACAACUGCCAGCUGCCCAGUUGGGGCCCAUGUCAAAUCUGA
Molecule: messenger RNA, 336 nt
Organism: Symbiodinium natans
Lineage: Eukaryota; Dinophyceae; Suessiales; Symbiodiniaceae
Source: the annotation of a GenBank genome assembly